Messenger RNA from Anthonomus grandis grandis, 1153 nucleotides. RefSeq names its product arginase, hepatic (gene arg). Gene Ontology annotation, molecular function: arginase activity; manganese ion binding. The coding region runs from base 84 to 1136 and encodes 350 amino acids. The record is from RefSeq and is a predicted model, not a curated record. The transcript has 5 exons. Lineage: Eukaryota; Metazoa; Arthropoda; Insecta; Coleoptera; Curculionidae. Gene Ontology annotation, cellular component: cytoplasm; nucleus; cytosol.
CCCGUCAUUACUUCAUCUUUGACCCACUGAUAACAUUCACUAUCGUCGGCUUUUAAUUAUUUCAAGUUUUUUCUUUUGUUGAAAUGAAGUUAAAAUUACCUUCGUUAGUUCAGUUGUCCAAAAGGUGUUUUCACUCGAAGGAAACUUUAAAAGUCGGUAUACUGGGUGUUCCUUUUGAUAAAGGACAGGGCAAAAAAGGAGUUGCCGACGGUCCAAGUGUGAUCAGAAAAGGCGGGCUAAUUGAAAGAAUACAAGAAAUAGGCUCACUAGAAAUAAAAGACUAUGGCGACAUAUCCUAUACGAUACCAGAAAAUUUGCAAAGGGAAACUGUACCAAACAUGAAAGAGUAUAUGCAUAUUGCUACAUGCAAUCAUGAACUGUCCAAGAGGGUACAACAAAUUAUAAAUGACGGAAAAUUAUGCGUUACACUUGGCGGAGACCAUUCUCUAGGCAUAGGCACUGUAGAUGGUCACAUAAAAGCAAAAAACGAGAACGUAUGUGUACUUUGGGUCGAUGCACAUCCAGAUCUCAACACAAAUAAAACGUCAAGCAGCGGAAACGUUCAUGGGAUGCCACUGGCAAUUUUAGCAAAAGAACUCUCAGACUAUUGGCCCUAUUUGCCAGGAAUGGACUGGCAAAAACCAGUCAUUUCUUUAAGGAACAUUGCUUAUAUCGGGCUGAGGUCCGUAGAUUCGUAUGAGAGGCUAGUUAUAGAUAAGCUAGGUAUUAAUGCUUUUGGCAUGGAAGAUAUAGAAAAUUAUGGAAUAAGCACUGUCGUGGACAUGGCCCUUAACAAAAUCGAUCCUGUUAAAGAUAAAUCUAUACAUGUAAGCUUCGAUAUUGAUUCGCUUGAUACUUUGGAAGCGCCUAGUACUGGAACUUCAGUUCGAGGUGGCAUGACACUAAGAGAAGGCAUCCAACUUAUGGAAAUGAUACAGCGCACCGGUCGCUUAGGAGCAAUGGAUCUUGUCGAGGUGAAUCCUAGCAUAGGAUCCGAACAAGACGUUAAAAGAACCGUUGACGCCGCCAUACACAUUAUCGCUGCCGGUUUAGGUUACUCAAGACGGGGCAUUAGACCACAAAACACCCAAACUUUACCACUGCAAACUUUUCCUCCUAAGAUACAAGAAAUAUAAACUUUUAUGCUAUUAAA